Molecule: messenger RNA, 1218 nt
Organism: Micromonas pusilla CCMP1545
Lineage: Eukaryota; Viridiplantae; Chlorophyta; Mamiellophyceae; Mamiellales; Mamiellaceae
Exons: 1
Coding region: 1-1218 (405 amino acids)
Biological process (GO): base-excision repair, AP site formation
Molecular function (GO): pyrimidine-specific mismatch base pair DNA N-glycosylase activity; uracil DNA N-glycosylase activity
Source: RefSeq, a predicted model, not a curated record
AUGACUUCGGCGCGCUUCGCGCUGAAGAAGAGGUCGACCGACCGCAUGCGGUCGGUCGACUCACACCCGCGUUUUUCCGCACCCAUCGUUCGCGCCAACACUCGUCACUCCUCGCGCGCGUCGGGAGGGAUGCUCGCGGCGUCCUCGCUCGAGCGGUUCCGGUUCGCGGGCGCGCGCGUCGGCGGCGUCGUGACCGCCGCGGCGACCCGAGGGGGCGCGGACGAGCUCGCGUCCCCGCGACCGCGCGCGGCGCCGCGAUCGGGGACGAAGAAACACCGCGACGACGACGACGUUUUCGACGACGCGCGCAAGCGGCCGCGCGACGUCACGACGGCGGACGCGCCCUCGACGCCGCCGCAGCCGUCAACAAAACCGCCGCCGCCUUCGCCGCUCUCUCAAGCAAGCGUCGCGCGAACCCCGUUCAUCGCGCCAUCGCCCGCGCGGUGGCGCGAGCGCUACGCCCCGACGUGCGAAGCGUGCGAGCGGGAUCGCAAACACUGCGCGCAUCACGCGGAGGUCCCUCUGAAGCUCCUGAUCAUCGGCCACAACCCGUCGGACCACUCCUGGGAGAGCGGGUACUCGUACAGCAACCCGUCGAACAACAUGUGGAAGCUGCUGGUCAGAGGAGAGAUCAUACCGAGCGCGUGGACGUCGGACGACUGCCCGCGGUUGGCGGGCGAGCUCGGGAUCGGAUUCACAGACGCGGGAACGGAGCCCGGGAACGACGCGAACGCGUACGGCCGCGCGGUGAUGAAGGAGUGGAGGGAGGACUUAUACGCGCGGUUGCGCGGGCACCUGUGCCGAGCGAGCGGGCGCGCGAUUGGCGGAGAGGAGGGUGACGUGGCGGAUGAAAUUGAUGACGCGGCGAAGACGUGGCGGGCGACGGCGGCGGCGUUCGGCCCGUCCGUCGUCGCGUUCGCGGGAAAGCGGCAGUACGCGCAGCUCUUCGACACGAUCCCGAAGCGCGUCGAGGUCGGGAAGCAGCCCCCCGGAUCGUUGCCGCCGCGUUGGCCGUUCUGCGAGGACGCGACCGAGGUGUGGGUGUUACCCUCGAGCAGCGGUCGCGCGGCGAUGACGAGAGAGGCGCGGGAGACGCCGUAUCUCGAGCUCGGCGCGAGGCUCGCGGAGGUGGAGUGGCCGCGCCGCGACGGCGGCUUUCGCGGCGGAGCGGAGCGACGUCGUGAGCCGAUGAAGGUACUGCUCAGGUACGAUAGAUAG